AUGGCGCGGUUCCCUGCGUUUGGGAGCAGCAGCCAGGAGGCUGCCAGAGAUCCAACUGUGCCUUGCAGCGCACACAGGGACGUGAUGGGGCCACAGAGGGACGCGACGGGGACGAACCGUCCUUACCACCACGCACAAGGAUGGAGCCUGCACGUCCAUCGAGUGAUGGUGGGCAAGGGGGGGAAACGGAAAGCCUCCGCAGGAUUUUACAUUAUGUUGAGGAAUUUUGUGGGCUUAACUACAACCGCUAUUGCACUGGUUAUUCGUGGCUGUGACACAUGUGCCGCAAUUGAACAAGCCAAGAGGAUGAAACCCCUCUGGGGGGAAGGGCGAUGGCAAAAGUAUAAAUAUGGGGAGGCCUGGCAGGUUGAUUACAUCACCUUGCCACAAACUCCCGAUGCUCCAGCAGCGCCAGCGCUGUGCCCCUCACUUUCCGUCAGGACUGAGAUGGGACAGCACGCGAGCAGAGCAGCGGUGCAAGCCGCCCCUCGGGGCAAACCGCAGCGCUUCUCUCCGCCCAUGGCUGCCCAGGCCAUGGCCCGUCCCCAACCUCAGCCCUCAUCCUCUGCGAUGGAGGAGAGAAAGCCCUCCUGCCCCGCUGAGGCCAAGGAGAAGGACAAACUCCCCCAGGAGCCCACUGCUGUGCCGCCCGCUCCCCCCUUGGAUGCCCCUGGGCUGCCCAUGUGUGCUGUGGAGCGUUACGCGAUGGACAACAUUGAGGCCUUUCUCCGGAGCACAGAGCCUCAGAAUGAGGAGAAGAAGAUGAAGUUCCUGUGCAGCAUCCGCACAAUCUGCAGCUCCGCAGCAGAGAGGAACACGGUGCAGGAACUGCGCAUCUUCUGCCGCCGGAACGAACUUGUGGAGAACAUCAUGGUGCUGCUGGCAGAGGAGCCGCGGAGAGAGCUGAGCUCCGAACUGCGGCUGCAAGCGGUAGCCGCCAUCACCUCCCUCAGCAAGGUGGAGGGGGCUCUGGAGGAGAAGAUCCCUCUCUUUGUUGUGUGCUUCCGGAGCAUCUUCCUGCUUCCCUCAGAGCAGGACCUGGACACAAACCUUUACUCCAAGACCCUGAGGGCUCUGGAUGAGAUGCUGCACUCAUUGGUGUUCAUUCACCCCAGCGCCAGCAUCGGAGAGGAGCUGAAAGACGUCUUCCAGGUGCUGCUGCCCUUCACCUCCUUGCAGAGCUCGACCGUGCGCCAGAGGGCAGUGGGGCGCAUCUGGAAGCUGACCCAUUCGCUGGCACAUUACUGCCAGGAGAAGCCCCGUCACUCCUCGGAACAAUCCCCAUCUGCCAGCUAUGACGAGCUCCGCCUGCCCGUGCUGGGGCAGCUGGUGGGAUGCCUCAUCCUGUGCUGCGCUUUUGUCCAGGAGGACAAAACAUGCCGCUGUGCUUUGAGCGCUCUCCGUCACCUCUACAGAUUUGUCCUGUGGAGAAGCCGCUGGGAAGGGCAGCUGGACGAGCAGGGGAAACUGGAGCAGUGGGAAGCCGACCACGAGUUCUCCCUCACCUGGACCACCAACACCACAGUCAUUUUGCUGCGCUUUGAGAAGUACUUCCACUCUUCAGAGAAGACCGAUCUCAUCCUCCUGGCGCUGCAGGGCAUGAGGGACUGCAGCAACUACAACACCCAGGUGGCUUCCACCUUGAUGGCCAUCCUGACGGUUGACUUCAACCCUAUGCCCAAUGAUGUGCAGCGCAUCGUGAUGGCCAUCCACAGGAGCAGGAAGCUGAUCACAGAGGAGCAGGCACUGAGGACCAUCCGCAGCAGCUUCACCUCACUAGCUGCCGCCAACCCUCGCGCAAUGACACUCAGCCUGCUGCGCUGCUCCCCCACCUGCGACAAGGACAUAUGGGAGCUGUGGGAGUUGGCGCUGUCCUCGGUGGAUGCGGUGCCAAAGAUGGUGCAGGCGCUGCUGCAUCAGCUGGAGACCGUGCCGCUGGGCCAGAAGACCGAGGUCGGCGUCCUUCACACGGCCGCGGCCACGGCACUGCAUAAGCUCCUGCAGUACCUGGACUACGGCCCACAGGUGCGACUGGUUUUCCCGGAGCUCUUUGUGGUGCUCAUCAUCCAGCUGGUGUCCGCCGGGCCGCUAGCUCCGCUGGAGAUCACCGCCAUCACAGAGGACCCAUUCCGCCCAUCUGCGCCCACCUCUGCCAUCAGGAUGGUGGUGGAGACGGCCCACAGUUUGCUACUGUGCGCUGAGAUGGACAACCUGGCGUUCUCCAUGGACACCCACAACCUGUGGGCGCGGCUGCAGGGCGCUGCCACGUGGCAAAACGGCCUACACUCCCUUGCCAAGGUGAUGCUGAAGAACUGCCGGGAUCAGUGCAGACCCAUCUUCAGACACCUGCAGAAUCUGCUGCAGUACCACCAGCUGCAGUGGAGGGAGGUCCCCGCCAUGGCGUUCUACCUCGAGCUGUGGAGCUGCCAGGGGCACCACGAGGAUGACACCUGCCCGCAGAAGAUCUUCAGGAAAUACAUCCGCAGCAAACAGCCCAAGAGCAGAGAGCUGGCGCUGCGCGGGCUGAGGAACCUUUACGCUGGGAGGAUGCAGCUGCUGCUACCCGACGCGCUGCUGUGGCUGCAGGACAUGCGGGCUGACAUCAAACUGCAGGCCAUACAUCUGCUGCAGGACAUUGCGGCACAGCACCCCGCCAGCAUCCGAGGUGUGCUCAGCCAGCUGGCCGUGCAGCUGCUGUCCUGCUUCAAUGAGGACAACGCAGAGGUGCGCUGGCGCUCCAUGGAGCUCUUUGCGCUGCUGCUGGAGGCGCCAGGCAGGAAGCGGCUGCUGCUGCAGGCGGAGAGGAGUCUGCUGCCACUCUUCAUCCACAUGAAUGAGGACAUCCCCAACGUGGCGCAGGCUGCUCAGAAAGCUCUGAUCCACGCCGCCAAGCUCCUGGGCUGGCAGCAACUGCAACGCUUGGCCAGCGCAGCGGAGGUCUGGAUGAUUGCUGACUGUCUGCUUCAGAAGAGGGGCAGAGAUGCGGAGCAGUACCUGAAGGACACGGUGCUGCACCUGCACAGCCCCCAGGUGCCCGUGAGGGACACGGCCGUGCGCUUCCUCGGGCUGCUAGGGCGAAAGCUGAGGAAUGAGAACCGGGAGAAGAUGUCGGACAUCCGUAAAGCCCUGGAGGGAGCCAAGGAGGACAGCGAGCCGGCCGUGCGCUGUCUGGUGCUGCAGACACUGCUGAUCCUCAGCGUACUGGAAGAUGUGCCGCCCACCAGGCCCAGGUUGCCGCCGAUGGUUCUGGAGAACGUGGAGGGAGUUAGUGCGCUCCACAGGGAUGGGUCUUCGUCUGUCACGUUUGUUGUAGUGUUACAUGUAGAGCUGAAAUAA
Messenger RNA from Gallus gallus (chicken), 3336 nucleotides. RefSeq lists its product as uncharacterized. The transcript is spliced from 24 exons. The record is from RefSeq and is a predicted model, not a curated record. Lineage: Eukaryota; Metazoa; Chordata; Aves; Galliformes; Phasianidae. The coding region runs from base 1 to 3336 and encodes 1111 amino acids. Gene Ontology annotation, cellular component: cytoplasm.